AACAUUUUGCGCUCACUCAAAAAAAAGUCCCAUGUUGUUCAUCGCCAUAUUACUAACAGUGAUUUUCAUAAUCGGCGCAAUAGUUUACUGGUCGCAACCCCUCGAAGAACCAAAAGUAGAUUCUUCACCAAUCCGAAAUAUAUUUGUAAAUGACUCCGAUGAUAAAUUCUUCGACGGAGACGUAAAAGAUUUCAUCACCGAGUUAAAAAAUUCAUUGUCAAAAAAUCCACUCCUACCCAAGCACGCAGAUUUAUUUAACAAUUACAACACCGAUUUCACUGAAGCCUACGGAAGAUAUUUCGUUGAUAAAAACGUACCUAAAAUUCGGGAAAUCUCUUUCUUUGGUAUCGCGAUGAUUUCAAAAUAUGUGGAGACUAACAGAAAAAUUUAUUUAUCUGUCGCCGAAAAUCUUAUAAAAAAUACAAACGAAAAAUUAAACCAAAUAAAGAUGAGUAAUCAAGAAAUACCAUGGGACAUUGAUUGGUACGAUAUUUCCGUUUCACUAACGCGCAUGCUCGCAACGUAUCAAUUAACUGACGGUAAUGAAGAACUUAAACGAAAUUCUCACAAUAUAAUUAUCGAAAUAAUUCCGAAAAUUAACGAAUCAUUGGGCUGGACCGUACAGGGACUCGAACUUGCUUCAAUUUCGGUCCCCAGAUUAAUUACUAAUUUCAUUAAUGAACCUGAAAAAUUGUACCGCGAUCUUGAAUUGGGUAUAAUUCCGAGCAUUGUUAAUGAAAUAUGUACAGUUGUUUACAACCCCGGCACUACCGGCGAUGGAAUUUAUUUUGACGGCUCGUCUGUAGAAAAUGGUGUCGCGACUUUUGAAAAUUUAUCAAAGUUCAGUGAAUUUUAUACUGUUACAUUUCGAACCCUAUAUUAUUCCGUGGACGUCGAUAAGUUUGUUACUGAAACAUUUGACAAAAUCCUUCACCCGUCGAUGGAUUUUAUACCUUACGGAUUAUUUGGAGUCGAGCCAAAAAUAAAUUGCACUGAAAUUUUGUCAAACAAUUGGCCAAAUUAUAAAAGAAAAUCAAAAUUUGGCGUCAAUAUAUUUCCUCGUAUUGGUCUCGGUGCAUUUAAGUCAUCAAAUUUUGUAUUUUCAUUGCGCGUCCAACGCCCGGACCUCGCGAUCUACGAAAGUGAUCCGAAAAAUUUUGAAUUUCCCGCGGGAUGGGUUCAAAUGCGUAAAUUAUAUCUUACAAAAGUUGAAUACCGUAAAUAUGAAAAUGAAAUGAAAUGGCCUGAGCUUAAAUUACAACCGGGCGUGAUAUCUUUUGCUGAUGAUAAUUCAAAUGAUUUUAAAGAAUUGAAAUCUGAAUUUGGCCGCCAGCGAUAUAUUUACGAAAAUGUUAAGUCGUUAAUUGGACAUUUGGAAAAUUUGGGAAAAUCGGUGAUGUAUUGGAGGAAUGAAUAUAAUUUUCAUGUUUACCAAAAUGUUGACAUAAUUGAGUUUGGAAUUUGCACUGAAAACGGUUUAGUUAUGAGAUAUGACGUCAAUAAUAAAUCGAACAGGGUUUUGAAGAUAAAAUUGAGUGAUGACGAUAUUGCUGGAAAUUUGAUGCACUUUGACGGUAAAUUCUUCGAGAUGAAUUACAGCGACGGUGUGGUAACGAUGGAAAAAAAUUCUAGAGAAGUAUUAAAUUGGCGGCAAGUUUUCGACCUGGAUGUUAAACCUUGGGACGUUAAUUUGGACAGAACGGAACAACAUAUUUCCUUCUCGAUUGAUUCUGACGAUUAUGUGAUUGAGUCUUAUGACGAUUAUCACGUUGUCAGACGCAAUGGGGAUUUGACACUCGCUGGAAGUUUCAAGACGUUUAGUCAAACAAUUAUUAAUCAUUCGGAUAGAGGAAAUAAUUAUCAGUUUCAAUUGGACGGUGCUACACUUAUGUAUCGGCUGUAAUUUAUAAAUUUGAAUAUUUAUGAGAUUUAUUUGAUUAUUACGAU
This is a messenger RNA of Microplitis mediator, 1947 nucleotides long. RefSeq lists its product as uncharacterized. Bases 32 to 1903 code for a protein of 623 amino acids. The transcript has a single exon. NCBI's taxonomy places the organism in Eukaryota, Metazoa, Arthropoda, Insecta, Hymenoptera, Braconidae. The record is from RefSeq and is a predicted model, not a curated record.